AUGGACACAGACGCAGGCAUGCACCAAAACCAACACAACAACCAACAGUUCAAAAUCCAGCACAGCAACCACCUCCACAACCAGCACAGCAACCAACAGUUCAAAACCCUGCACAGCAACAACAACCAACACAACAACCACCUCCACAACCAGCACAACAACCACCUCCACAACCAGCACAGCAACCACAAACAGAGCAAGGACAUAAAAGAAGUAGAGAACAAGGAAACCAAGAAUUCUUAA
Messenger RNA from Trichomonas vaginalis G3, 243 nucleotides. RefSeq lists its product as uncharacterized. NCBI's taxonomy places the organism in Eukaryota, Parabasalia, Trichomonadida, Trichomonadidae. The record is from RefSeq and is a predicted model, not a curated record. The transcript has a single exon. The coding region runs from base 1 to 243 and encodes 80 amino acids.